AUGGGCGCUGGAGGUGACACCGUAGAUAAGGAAAGUGUCUUCGCGAACUACAAGUCCGUGUUCUCCCGCCAGUUUGCCGUUUCCUUGGCCGUGGAGUUCGUGGGUGUGAUGUUCUUCCAGAUUAUUGGAGGGACCUCUGCCAAAGAAUAUGCUCCCUUUGUGAACGGCUUUGCCUUGGCCGUGUGGAUCUAUGUUGCUGCUAACAUCAGUGGUGGUCACCUGAACCCCGCGGUGAGCUUCAGCACUGCCGUUUGUGGCUUCUACCCGGUGAUUCACACAGUGAUCUACAUUGCUCUCCAAAUCAUCGGAGCCAUUGUCGGAGCAUGGGUCUCGGCCGGACUGGUGCCCGGUGCAGGCGACCUCAUCGGCACGGGUGCCAGCGGCCCCGGAUGCUUUGACCGUGGCACGAUCGGCGAGGGCAUCACCGAUGAACAGGUCUUCGGCUGGGAGUGUGUGAUGACUUUCACCCUCAUCUCCUGCGUCUACGCCUGCGGUGUGGCCAAGCCGGGGCAUGGCAGCCACACGCCCUUCGCCGUGGGCCUCGCGCUGCUGGCGUGUGCGGGCUCUGGUGGCCAGUACACCGGCGCAGCGCUGAACCCAGCUCGGGUGCUGGGUCCAAUGGCGGUCUUCCAGUGUGGCAAGGAUGUCGUUGGGCUCUACAUCGGAGGCCAAUUCGUGGCGGCGCUACUUGCGAUGUCCGUCUUCGCCUUCGUGUCCGGCCUGGGCCCUCUGAACCCUUGGCUGGCCAAGAGGGCUCUGAACCUCUCUUGGCCCGAGGCCGUCUACCUUUGGAUCACCGGCUCGCCCCCAAGCCGCCUGCAGAAGACAGGCCGCGAGAACAUCAACGACUUCGCACAUGCGUUUUCCGAGUUCUAUUCAUCCGAGGGAUCCGAGGCACCGCGGUCCAAGAUCUUGGACUUCGAGCGUUGCUUUGGUCUCCGGAAGUCUGCGGCCGUUGACACCCCAGCCCCAGACCUUGCCUGA
Molecule: messenger RNA, 984 nt
Organism: Symbiodinium sp. CCMP2456
Lineage: Eukaryota; Dinophyceae; Suessiales; Symbiodiniaceae
Source: the annotation of a GenBank genome assembly